UGCUCAUGUGUGUUUAUCCCCCGUGUCCUGUGAAUUAUUUAUUUAACAGUGCGAUGUAUCAUAUAGAGUAAUCCCGUGGCCAUGUGUAUCUGAAGUAAAUAUUUAAAUAUAUACUUACUGACCAAAUGAAGACCAAAGUAUCCGUAACUCUCGCAAGAGUGCUUAUAAGCAGCAGCAGCAAGUUAUUGCAUCCAUAUUUUUAAAAGGAUUUCCUCGCAAUUGUUAUUUUCUUCCUCUUCUUCUUCUUCAAAUUGCCGAAUCAUCGUUUACGAUGGAAGAAGUUGACAAUAUAAUCAUACAUUCCUUACGUCAAAUAGGCUGUGAUGUAGACGAAAAUAUAACAAAUAUUGCUAGUUUUGAUACUGAACUUGUUGUUAAAGCAACCGUUAGAUGCCUCGAAGUUAUUAAACCUGGUCUCGAACUAAAUUCUGUUCUGCCUGCAAAUAUGGCAGCGAGGUUUCGCAUGGGCACAACUCUUGCCCAGUACUGUUCAGACCUUGGCUACACAGGUGAUAUUGGAUAUCAAACUUUUUUAUACAACGCCGAAUCUGACCUCAGGAAGGUUUUUAUGUUUUUGAUAGAAAAAUUACCUAAAGAAAGCGAAAAAAGUAUUAGCGAACCAAUAACACAGCGUGCUCAGUUGGAAAAGGUAAUAUCAUCAGCUGUAGCGUCCGAAAUAUCAGCGCCAUGGUUGCCAUACUAUUGCCAUAAAAAACGAUCAAAAUUCAACUUCAGGAUUACAGUUCCUUUCAAACCCGUGCCUCUUGAUACUUUUACAGAAGACAACGAAGAAUCUAAAAAUUAUACCAUUAAAUUCAAGCCGUCAAUACUGGAGCAAGUACCAUCUGCAAGCCAGCUUAUACCAUCAGUUAUUGCUUUGAAUAGUAAACUGGAGCAUGCAAAUGAAGAUGCAUCGUUAAUGACACUUACCGAAAAAAUAGAAUGGCUGAACUCUCAAAAACAAGAGGAAAUGAGUGAAACAUCAGAAGCUGGAAGUCAUCUAAUCGGUAGACUCAUGGGAGGCAUAACAUUGAAAGAAACCAAAAGUUCUGAUCAAGAAGCUGCAGAAACGAGUACAUCGGAGACUCAAGAAGUACCCCAAAAAUUAGAAAAACCAGAAAUCGAUGAAGAAGAAGAGAUUGAAAAAUUAAAAAACGAAGUUGAAACUUUGAAAUCAGAAAUUGAAGAGCUGCAGGAAGAAGUGAAACAAUUAGUUUUAGAGAUAGAACAUCAAUCAGCAGUUAAAGAAAAAGAGUCCAAAGAAAUUGCAUCUAAGCAAGAAGAGAGGAAAAUAGAAUUGAAAGCUUUGGAAUUACUUGAGAAUGGAGAAGAGAAUGUAAAAAAAUUGGAGGAAGCUAUUGAAGCAAGUGUAAAUAAGUUGAUGAGCUUAGCUAAUCAGUGGGAAAAGCACAGGGUACCUGCACUUAGAGAAUACCGGGAUGAAAAAGAAAAGUAUUCUUCUAAAGCUAGUGAUAGUCAAAAGAAACUAGAUGAGAUUCGCGCUCUCAAGGAAAAAGAAAAGGAAUUGCUAGAGGAAUGCCGCACCAAGGAUCAACUGUAUACUCAACUUGUAGCCGAAGUUCAAAAACUUCCAAAAGAGGUAAACAGAUCUGCGUACACCCAGCGAAUACUAGAAAUCAUCAACAACGUGAGAAAACAAAAGAACGAGAUAGACAAGGUGCUGGCGGAUACACGCGAGUUACAAAAAGAAAUAAACACCCUUUCGGGAAGAUUGGAGAGGUCUUUCGCGGUGGUCGACGAACUAAUAUUUCGUGAUGCUCGAACCAAUGAAACCGCCAGAACAGCAUACAAAUUACUUGCAACGUUACAUUCUGACUGUAGCGAGAUCAUAAGGCUAGUAGAGGAGACUGGUGCAACAGUUAGAGAAAUUCGAGAUCUUGAGGAACAGAUUGACUCGGAAUCUGCUAAAAACAUAGGAGCAAAUUUGGAAAGAAUCACAGCAGAUUUGAAACAAAUGAGACAGGAGACUGCGACGUUGACCGCACAAUUAGAAAGCAAAAACUCUGCAUGACUGUGUAAAUAUGCCGUGAUAAAUCUUAGUAUGAUUGACAAUGAGAACAACGAUCAAUUAAUUGAGUUACAAUAAUGCAAAUAAUUAUUAAAAAUAAG
This is a messenger RNA of Copidosoma floridanum, 2130 nucleotides long. RefSeq names its product coiled-coil domain-containing protein 22 homolog. The record is from RefSeq and is a predicted model, not a curated record. Gene Ontology annotation, molecular function: cullin family protein binding. Gene Ontology annotation, biological process: positive regulation of ubiquitin-dependent protein catabolic process. Lineage: Eukaryota; Metazoa; Arthropoda; Insecta; Hymenoptera; Encyrtidae.